UAAUUCUAAUUACAAAAAAUCACAACUAAAAACCAUAAAACCAAAAGAUUAUAGAAAAAGUAUAAUACAAUACAAACAUGGCCAUGGCCAACAACUAUGUGUAAAUAUUUUCGUUCAAACUUAGUUAAUCAAAAUUCACGUGACAAACAAAGUAUCUUUUGUUGGCUAUAGGUUCUACUCCUUUUUGUUUGCUUGUAUUCUAUUCUUAAUUAAAUGAUACACCAUAUAAACUUUCACAUUUCGCUUAUAUUCUUCCUUUUUCACACUUUUACAAUUUUCCAACUCAAUAGCAAAAUUUCAAGCAUCAAUCUAUCCCCUCGUCCAUCAUAGACGAAUCUUCAAACGUCACUUUUUUAUUUUUUUAAAAACCAAGGUCCGUGUAGUCUUGAAAUAAUAUAUGAUUCUUAUUCCAACAAUCUCAUCAAACUUAACACUUUGGAGAAGCAAAAUAUUUUUCGUGAAUUUCCAAAAGUCGUAGAACAAGUCAAGUUGUUCCCUUUAGUCUCCUCCUUUUGGCUUACAUAUUCUAUUUUAGCAAUCCAUACAUAAAUGUACCUAUACUAGAUGCCUAAAUACAUACAAAGUUAUAAUUAACAUACCAAACAAAUAAAAUAAUAGACGUACUAUAGAAAGCGUCAAGCUUGAACUGAAUGUUUAAAAGCUUGCAGUGACUGCAAUACUUAGUUCCAAUUUCUCCAUAGUCGGUUAUAGCAUAAACAGGGAGUAGUGGUUGACUUUUGACACAUCUGUCAUGAAUUUUAUAUGGAGAUGACGUUUAAUUUAUAAAUCAAUAAUGGAUAAAUUGGCACUAAGAGAUGAAUUUAAAUGACAACCUCUUCCUUGUUUGAAGUCGGUUAAAAACAAACAAAAGAGUUUCAAUUAUAUUUUUUAUUAAUUGGCAUCCAUAAUUAUCAUUCCAACAGCAAUUUUUGACUGUUGCCGAAUGGCUUUAGUAAGUAUCCAAUCCACUUCGUUAAAUUCUCAAUACAUUAACCGCGCAGACAAUAUCCAUUUGUUUCGUAAGCGUCGCGGUUGUUACGAAGUGGCGCACGUCAGUAGCUGCCACGUCUCUGCACAAAGCGUUCGCACGCCGGAAACAAAUGAAUUUUCACAAAGUAAUGGUGACUCGUAACUACGCCAAAAACACAAAAUCUUAUAAAAUAAAAACAACACUAAUUAUUCAGUAGGGAUCACUGGGACUUAAAUAAACUCUUAUCAUUAAUUUGUUUUACUUUUAUUAAGUUUUAACAGUUCCUUUUUUAAUAUAUAACUAAAUAUUCUGUCGUAAGAUAUUAAGAUUUUGAUCCACCUAUUACCUAGUUGUAAUGAAAUCUUUCAACGAAACUCGGCGGUUGAAGAACCUGCAGAGUUUUAAAAGUGGUGCUAUAAAAUUACCACGACACUGGUCCAGGAUGUUACGACUAACUACUUUCGACAAGUCUACAAUUGAAGACAUUUUGCAAGCUGCUGAGACGGGGAAUGUGGACGACUUCAUGCGGCUCUAUCUGGGCGCCCCGUCGCGGCUCACGCUGAAGGACUGUCGCGGGCGGACGGCGGCGCACCAAGCAGCCUCCAGGAACAACACCAACAUACUUCACUUCAUCAAUAACUAUGCUGGAGAUUUAAACCCUCAAGACAAUGCGGGAAAUACACCACUUCACGUGGCCGUAGAAAACGAAGCUCUUGAUGCCAUAGAAUUCCUUCUUCAAAAACAAGUCGAUACGAGUGUUCUAAACAAGAGAACACAAGCUCCAAUUCAUUUGGCAACGGAGUUGAAUAAAGUUUCGGUACUGAAACUAUUUGCCAAGUAUAAGAACAUGUUUGACGUAGACCUGGGGGGCGAGCAUGGCCGUACCGCUUUACAUUUUGCUGCCAUCCAUGACCACGACGAAUGCGCUUCUGUCCUGAUAACAGAUUUGGACGCCCAGUACAAACGUCCGUGUAACAACGGUUAUUACCCUAUUCACGAAGCAGCUAAAAACGCAUCGUCAAGAACCAUGGAAGUAUUUCUGCAGUGGGCCGAAUCCCGUGGUUGCACAAGGGAACAAAUGAUAUCUUUAUAUGACAAUGAGGGAAACGUUCCUUUGCAUUCGGCAGUGCAUGGUGGCGACAUUAAAGCUGUAGAGCUGUGCUUAAGAUCCGGAGCCAAAAUUUCAACUCAGCAGCAUGACUUAUCAACCCCGGUCCAUCUUGCCUGCGCGCAGGGCGCUCUCGACAUUGUCCAACUUAUGUUUACAAUGCAACCCAUGGAGAAACUGGCGUGUUUACAAUCUUGCGAUGUGCAGAAGAUGACGCCGAUACAUUGCGCGGCUAUGUUUGAUCACCCUGACAUAGUAGAAUUCCUCAUAUCUGAAGGCUCGGACAUUAAUCCUUUGGACAAAGAACACAGAUCACCUUUGCUUCUGGCGGCCUCGAGAGCCGGAUGGAGAACUGUUAAUGCCUUGAUUGAACUAGGUGCUGAUAUUUGUUUAAAAGAUGUAAACAGUAAAAAUGUACUUCAUCUAGUAGUACUCAAUGGGGGAAGACUGGAAGAUUUUGCUGCCAGUUGUAAGAAACGUUGCCCAAAGAGUUUAACUGAGUUGUUAAAUGAAAAAGACACUACCGGCUGCUCUCCCCUGCACUACGCCAGUCGCGAGGGUCACAUCCGGUCUUUGGAGAACCUGAUAAGGCUUGGAGCUUGCAUAAAUUUGAAGAACAAUAAUAACGAGAGCCCUCUGCAUUUUGCUGCCAGAUACGGGCGCUACCACACAGCAUGCCAGCUGCUAGACUCGGACAAGGGUACCUUCAUCAUCAACGAGAGCGACGGCGAAGGCCUCACGCCGCUGCAUAUCGCCUCCAGGGAAGGCCACACCAGGGUCGUGCAACUACUGCUCAACCGAGGUGCAUUGCUACACAGGGACCACAACGGGCGCAACCCCCUGCAUUUGGCUGCCAUGAGCGGGUACACGCAGACCAUCGAGCUUCUCCAUUCCGUGCACUCGCACCUGCUAGACCAAGUGGACAAGGACGGCAACACUCCACUUCAUUUAGCGACGAUGGAGAACAAGCCGAAUGCUAUAGCUCUUCUGCUGACAAUGGGGUGCCGACUUAUUUACAACAACAUGGAUAUGAGUGCCAUCGACUAUGCUAUUUAUUACAAGUUUCCGGACGCAGCGCUAGCCAUGGUCACUCAUGAGGAAAGGGCUAGUGAGGUGAUGUCGCUUCGAUCCGACCGCCACCCGUGCGUGACUCUGGCGCUCAUAGCCUACAUGCCACGCGUCUUCGAAGCUGUCCAGGACAAAUGUAUCACGAAAGCCAACUGCAAGAAGGAUUCUAAGAGCUUUUAUAUUAAGUACAACUUCUCAGCUCUGUGUCCACAAUUUAAAGAAGACGAAUUCGGACAUCGGCUGAAACCUGAAAACAUGACCAAACCAAUUGCUUUACCAGCAUUGAACGCAAUGGUGGCCCACGGGCGUGUAGAACUUCUAGCGCAUCCUCUAAGCCAAAAGUACUUGCAAAUGAAAUGGAAUUCAUAUGGGAAAUACUUCCAUUUGGCUAAUCUCUUGUUUUAUUGUAUAUACCUCACGUUUGUGACUAUGCAUUUGUAUAUGCUGAUAGAACUGGUUGAAACACCACACGAAGCGAGGACGGCCUGCGUUACCAACAGCUCCGGUUUAUCUGAAUCUUUGGGAUCUCUGGACUCAGAUGUGGAAGUCGGAAGACUACAGGACGAUUUACAAGCAAGAGUAAUCAUGUACACCAGUGCCAUCGCCAUCAUGGUCUACAACUGUCUGUGCUUCAUCAGAGAGCUCUACAACAUGAAACAGCAAAAGUGGCAUUACCUCGUGGACCCCUCCAACUUGGUCUCUUGGAACCUGUACAUCUGUUCCACCAUCAUGAUAUUGCCUACUCUGUUUGGCGGCUAUUGGGACAUACAGAUAUCGGCGGCGUCGCUGACGGUGUUCCUAUCGUGGUUCGAGCUGCUGCUGCUGCUGCAGCGCUUCGACCAGGUCGGCAUCUACGUGGUCAUGUUCCUGGAGAUCCUGCAGACGCUCAUCAAGGUGCUCAUGGUCUUCUCCAUCCUCAUCAUCGCCUUCGGACUCGCCUUCUACAGUCUGCUCUGCAAGGGUCACCAUUUGUCUUUUAAUAACAUCCCGUUGUCCCUGAUGAGGACAUUCUCAAUGAUGCUUGGUGAGAUCGAUUUCGUCGGUGCUUACGUGCAACCGUACUACCAAAACGACAGCGACAAAUCUAUUCCCUACCCGCUGCCCACUUUCUACAUACUAGCGGUGUUCAUGGUACUGAUGCCUAUUCUUCUGAUGAACUUGCUGAUCGGUUUGGCGGUGGGAGAUAUUGAGAGCGUACGUCGGAAUGCACAGUUGAAACGACUCGCUAUGCAGGUGGUGUUACACACGGAGUUAGAGCGUAAACUUCCUAAACUGUUGUUGGAGAAAGUAGACAAAAAUGAGCUUAUAGAAUAUCCGAAUAACAAAUGCAAGAGUGGAUUCCUUGAUCUCAUACUGCGGAAGUGGUUCUGUAACCCAUUUACUGAUGAAGUGGGUCUAGACUUGGUCCUGGAGAGCUGCGAGGACUACCUCACCGCGGAGAUGGAGAAGCACAAGCGCCGGCUCAAGGAGAUGUCUCAGCUGCUCGAGCAACAACACACGCUGGUGCGCCUCAUAGUGCAGAAAAUGGAGAUAAAGACGGAGGCGGACGACGUGGACGAGGGCGUGUCGCCGGGCGACGCGCGCGUGGUGCCUCGCUGGAGCUACCCGCGCCUGCGCAACAAGCUGCGCUCCGCACACUCCUUCAACAAGAGCGAAUAACCACCCGCGGCUUAGGCUGUUUAUCCUCCUGCCCCCGUAUUUUGUAACUUUUUGAGAGUUAGCAACCGGUGAUAAUUGGUAUCAACUUAGAGACUUAUUUACCGAAAACACCAAAAAUCUUAGUGAAAGAAAUAUGCAAGAAGCCUACCAAUAUA
Molecule: messenger RNA, 4960 nt
Organism: Plutella xylostella (diamondback moth)
Lineage: Eukaryota; Metazoa; Arthropoda; Insecta; Lepidoptera; Plutellidae
Gene: TrpA1
Product: Transient receptor potential cation channel A1
Biological process (GO): monoatomic ion transmembrane transport
Cellular component (GO): membrane; transmembrane transporter complex
Molecular function (GO): monoatomic ion channel activity; protein binding
Source: RefSeq, a predicted model, not a curated record